CCAAAAUCAAAUUUCGCUAAAAACUCCCCUUUACGGAUUUCAUUUCAUUUCAUAGCGCUCGAUCGAUCGAUAACACCGAUUAUUCGGUAUCAGAAUUCAUCAAAAUGUCAGGCGUUUGGGUUUUCCGAUCGAACGGAGUGAUGUGCCUCGUCGACAACGCCGCCGAGUUCUCCUCCGAAGCCAACCACGGCGGCGGCGGCGGCGGCCGGAAUAAGAAGGUCCUCGUUCACCUUCCCUCCGGCCAGCCGGUUUCCUCCUAUGGCUUCCUCCAGAAGAUUCUCGAAGGCUUGGGCUGGGAGCGAUACUACGAAGGCGAUCCCGAUUUCUUCCAAUUCCACAAGCGAUCCUCCAUUGAUCUCAUUUCUCUUCCUAUGGACUUCUCCAAAUUCAACUCCAUUUACAUGUACGAUCUCGUCAUCAAAAACCCUAACGUCUUCCACGUUCGAGAAUCCUAAUUUUCUUCUUCUCCUCCUCUUUUCUUCGUAUAUUUAAUUCGAUUUUCUCUGUGUGUGUGUAGUCCAAUCAGUCGUAAUGUAAUCAAUCUGUACGUACGUAGUAGAAUAAGCGGAGUCAGUCGGGAAUUUCUGUUCAUAGGAAUUAUUGUUAUUAUAUUAAAUUUUAUGUGAUUUUUUGUGCAUUAUGAUUUGGAAAAUUUUAUCUGACUUUGAGUUCUUUGUUUGGAUGUGAUUUAUUGGUUUGACAAAUGGAGU
Messenger RNA from Momordica charantia (bitter melon), 710 nucleotides. RefSeq names its product flowering-promoting factor 1-like protein 1. Lineage: Eukaryota; Viridiplantae; Streptophyta; Magnoliopsida; Cucurbitales; Cucurbitaceae. The record is from RefSeq and is a predicted model, not a curated record. Gene Ontology annotation, biological process: regulation of flower development.